Molecule: messenger RNA, 2290 nt
Organism: Notodromas monacha
Lineage: Eukaryota; Metazoa; Arthropoda; Ostracoda; Podocopida; Cyprididae
Source: the annotation of a GenBank genome assembly
GUUUUGUUAUUCUUUUCCAACAGGUGAAGAACUGUGACUCGGAGUGAACAUGCUGUGAUGAUGGCGAGAAGAAGAACUUUUAGUGAACAGACUGGGAAUGCUAUUGGAUUCACGUUGGCUUGGAUGCGAGAUCGGAGCAAAAGUGUAGAAUUAACCUCUCCGUUGGUCUCUGAAAUCCAGGAAAUCGAAAGCGAUGUGUACGAGCAUGUCCGCAAGUCGUCAGUCUCCGGAUUUUCCGAUGUGGCUCAAAGAACCGAAUUGUACCGCAAUCUUUCGGAACGUCUUUCCAGGAACCUUUCAUUGGGUAAUGAACUGGGCGCCAAAGUCGAGACCCAAAUCAUACCAAAACUGUCCCGACUGCCCGCCGAAGUGUCAUCGAAACGGGAGAAAUUCGAUCAUGUUGAACAAGUGCUUCGGCUUGUGAAAGAUAUUCGGGGCGUAGUUGAAGGCUUUGAAAAACUGAAGGUUCUGAAUGACGACGAAAAGGAUCCCGUUGCCUUGGUAGAAACUUUGUGCAAUUGCGAAGACAUCUCAGAGACGCACAUGCGAUCCGGAAUAUUGUGCUGCGAGAUUCUCGCCAAGGAAGCGUCUUGGUGGCGAGAGGAAAUUCGUUUGACCCUGAUCCGAGCCUGGAAAAGAAACUUUUGCGUUACCGAAGAGGUUUCGGAGCUUGGGCCAUUUGUGUGUGUCAAAGUGGGUCGACCUUUCGAAUCCGAGGUCAGGGACUUCAUAACCGCCUUAAACAAAGCUGUACUGUUGGACGAUUGCAUCAACUGGCUUGCGUCUCAAACCUGCACUCAUCUUCUCAACGAAACUAUGAACCUACGUCGGAAAGUGACUGAACGUAGCGACACGAUGUUCUCUGUGCGUUGUAUAACUGGAGACCAAGAGGAAGAAGAAAAUGGGUGUAACUUUGUUGCCGCGCUGUCACCUGUUGUCGAAGCCUUGGAAUUCCUCUUCUCGAAUCUGUUAUGCGAAGAAACGGCGGGUGUGGAAAUUAUGCAGUUGUUUUCCUCGCAAGUCGCCCCAGAGUUUCGACGAAAGGUGAAGGAUGAACUCUUGUGUGCUGCUGUGCCGAGUGAUCUUGCCUCGUUGGUGCAGUUUACGAAGCUCAUGGAAGAUUUUUCGGAGCUUGAAGACCGUCUAGUGAAAAUUGGGUUCUACAAGGACACAAUUAGCGAGAAUGCGGCGACUAGAGUCGAAGAGUUGUAUGCUUCGAAAAAGCGCGAUGAGAUUCUCGGCGCGGGACGUGAAUUAACCAAGCAGCGAUUGAGGAACACCGUCACGGUUAUGAAUGCAGCUGGGGAAAAUAUGCAGGUUAGCGAAAACAUCGUCAAAAUUGUGGACCUUCUUGAAAGCACUGCUCAGCUUGCUGUGGACGCUGCUGGGAAACAGCCGCUGGUUUCAGCAACAGCAGCUCAAACUAUACGUGAUGUCAUCGAAGUUUACGUCACACUCACCCCGGUUUUCCAUUCAGAAGAGUUCUCUUCGCUGCCGUUUCUCGCAGCCGUUGUUCGGAACGACGCUUGGUUCAUGUCUGAAAGCUUAAUAUCCGCCGAGUUGUUCGAAGCUGCGGAUUUGGUGGAGAAACUGCGAAAUUUCGGCUGUGAUGUGUUUGAAGCGCAACUCAAGAGCCAGUGCGGAUCCAUGCGGGACAAUUUGAGAUAUGACGGAGGGUUUUGUUCGUUUGCCGAGGACCCGAAGCGGAAAGGGGCCGAGUUGGGUUUGAAACGAACCAUUACCCAGAUGAAAGGCAUGCAUGCGGUGUGGAGUAAUUGCCUGCCAUGGAAAACGUACGUCGCUGCUCUCGGCUUCCUCUUGGACACAGCUGUGGAAGAGAUCCUGCGUCAAGCCCUGACUUGUGAAGACAUCGCUUCGGAAGCCGCCAACAAUUACUCCUCUCUCCUCCGAUCCACGUUCAUUGCACGUUUACCCGCAUUGUUCUCCACGGCUGAGAGGACAGUAGACAAUGUGCACGAUGUUGUGACCCGUUUGCACGCUCUGGAAGAAUUCGUGUUUGUCUUGGACGCUCAUCUGCCGGAAAUUAAAACGCGGUGGGACGCGGGAAGGGGGCCCUUGGCGAGGGCUUUUGCCGCCCAGGAAGUGAAAUUCCUGGUUCGAGCGCUGUUCCAGAACACUGAUAGCCGUGCGAAAAUCCUGGCUGCGAUAUCUUGAUUACCGAUGACGUGAUAAGCGAAACCUGUUUGAUUGUUGGCUUUUGUUUUUUGGGGGUUUUUAUCGAAUUAUUUGAAGACGCUGGAGAUAUAUUUGAAUGGUUCUGAGAAGGACA